Messenger RNA from Hibiscus syriacus, 820 nucleotides. Its product is annotated as ubiquitin-conjugating enzyme E2 19-like. The transcript is spliced from 6 exons. Lineage: Eukaryota; Viridiplantae; Streptophyta; Magnoliopsida; Malvales; Malvaceae. The coding region runs from base 205 to 729 and encodes 174 amino acids. The record is from RefSeq and is a predicted model, not a curated record.
UCUCUCUUGCUCUCUCUGUAUACGAAGAGCAGGAAAUAAACCUUCAUUUGUGAUAGUGGAUCCGUUCUUCGUAUGCCCAUUUGCUCACUUUCUGUUAACAACUCCCUUUGAGUUUGAUUCCAUUCGGAAAACCUUUGUGGGUCUGUUUUUCUUUCUCCUUUCAAAACUCCUUUGUGAAUUUUCCUUUGUGACCAAAAGAAGGGAAUGGCAACUGCAAAUGGGUACACGGGAAACACACCAGUUGCCACUAUCACUGGAUCAAAACAACUUACCCCCACUGCUAGGACUGUUGAUUCUCAAUCUGUUCUUAAAAGGUUGCAAACAGAAUUGAUGGCUUUGAUGAUGGGUGGGGAUCCUGGAAUCUCAGCAUUCCCAGAAGAGGACAACAUAUUUUGUUGGAAAGGAACAAUUAAAGGAAGCAAAGACACAGUAUUUGAAGGAAAAGAAUUCAGGCUCUCUCUUUCAUUCCCCAAUGAUUACCCUUUUAAACCCCCAAAGGUUAAGUUUGAGAGUGCCUGUUUCCAUCCCAAUGUUGAUGUCUACGGAAACAUUUGCUUGGACAUCCUUCAGGAUAAAUGGUCAUCUGCUUAUGAUGUAAGAACCAUACUGCUGUCUAUUCAGAGUCUGCUUGGAGAACCAAACAUUAGCUCACCAUUGAACACCCAAGCAGCUCAGCUUUGGAGCAAUCAAGAAGAGUAUAGGAAGAUGGUUGAGAAGCUUAAUGCAUGAUUUUCAGAAAUCAAUACAGAUGUAUUCUUUGUCUAGAGUUAUUACAACGAUAUGUGUUUUUAUGUUUUGCUUUAAUGAGUUUUUAAAAUGA